AUGCAGGCUGCUCCACCGGGAUCAAGGUUUUACCGCUCGCACUGCUUCGUCUGCGGCGACAAGGGAAGCGAUCUUCUACCACUCAUUCGCCUCCCCUGCGGCUAUCACGUUGUAUGCCGAGAUCCAGAUUCACAAUGCCUGGCGCACACGUUCCGAGUUGCCACGCAUGACGAGGGCAUGUUUCCUGCCAAAUGUUGCAAGGAGAUUCCUCUGAUCGACGAAUAUCGCCCUCUCAUGCCCGAGAAACUCUUUGCUAAGUACGAGAGCAGGGAAAGGGAAUGGCGCGUUCCGCCAAAGUCGCGGACCUAUUGUUCCAACGCGAAGUGUGCUGUCUUCAUCCACCCGGACAAACAACAUGACGUAGCGGGCCAGAAGAUUGUACGCUGCGGAGACUGUAGCACCAGUACGUGUGUCAAGUGUCGCGUGAAUCUCCACCAUGGACGCGAUUGCGGCAAACCUAACUGUGGCAGGUGCGCAAGCAAACUCACAGUCGCGAUCAGGGCUCACGAGUGCAAGGUCUCCAAGGAGGAGCGCAAGUUCAAGGAGGAAAUCAAGGCAGGAAACCUCCAAGAGUGCCCUUGGUGCGGCCGCAAGAUUGAGCUCACGAAGGAUUGCAACCGCAUGUUCUGCCCCUGCAGGACGGUCUUCUGUUACAUUUGUGGCAAGGAGUGGAAGGGUGUGCAUGGAUGCCCUACCCAGGGAAAGGCGAUCUACGACAAGGACGGCUACAAUCAGCGUGGUUAUCACCGAGACACUGGACUUGACAGGAACGGAAACGAAUACAGGAGCAUGCGACAUGGCCUUGACGACUUUGAUGCAUUUGAUGAGGACGAAGUCAUGGACGAAAUAAAUGGGCUUAUGGAGGAGUAAGCGUUGUAGGCAAAGUCUCAAUGAUCGGUUGAUUGACAG
Messenger RNA from Aaosphaeria arxii CBS 175.79, 909 nucleotides. RefSeq lists its product as uncharacterized. Lineage: Eukaryota; Fungi; Ascomycota; Dothideomycetes; Pleosporales. Bases 1 to 870 code for a protein of 289 amino acids. The record is from RefSeq and is a predicted model, not a curated record. The transcript has a single exon. Gene Ontology annotation, molecular function: ubiquitin conjugating enzyme binding; ubiquitin protein ligase activity; zinc ion binding. Gene Ontology annotation, biological process: positive regulation of proteasomal ubiquitin-dependent protein catabolic process; protein polyubiquitination; ubiquitin-dependent protein catabolic process. Gene Ontology annotation, cellular component: ubiquitin ligase complex; cytoplasm.